AUGGACCUUCAAACAUCUUCUAAAUUUCUUCAAAACCAACUAGCUCAUCUAUUUCAAUGCGAACGAGACAGUGCCGAUGUUGAAAAUAGUGAGGGAUGUUUUUCAACUGGAAAUGAUCCUGCUUUCAAAGAUGAACGCCUACGUUUUGAAUUUCACACCGAGCCAUUCAACAGACGUUACCUUUUACGGGUCGUAAAAGUACCGCCAUAA
Molecule: messenger RNA, 210 nt
Organism: Caenorhabditis elegans
Lineage: Eukaryota; Metazoa; Nematoda; Chromadorea; Rhabditida; Rhabditidae
Gene: C31G12.3
Product: Transposase
Exons: 2
Coding region: 1-210 (69 amino acids)
Source: RefSeq, marked reviewed